GAUCUGGGGGAUUUUCCACAUCUUGAGGUAGAAGCAUGAGGUGCUGCCAGCCUGGUCCCAUGCUGCAAGACCCCUGUGAGCACAGUGUGCCCAUGCCGUAGCACCAGUACUCCCACAUCAAACCUUGGAGCAGUCUGAAACUGCAACAGAACUGCUGUGUGUCUGCAGACAGGCACAGAGAAAGGGUGAAAUGUGCCUUCUUUGUCUGUUUCCUCUGAAGAGAAAAAGUGAACAAGAAUUGAAAUUCCUGGGAGGAAACUAAGAAACCCUACCUGGAGGACCAUGGUUUUUUUUAUACAGGAUAAAUCGUUUGACAUAUGCAGGGAAACCACACUUGGGUGCCUCUGCUGACUGUGCAGGAAUGUGAUCUUGCAGGGCUAUAUAUAUGAUGUCUGCUCCAAGACCUGUCAGAUACUGGAAAUACAGACAGAUAUAGUACUGUGGCUGCACUGACAGUGAGAAAUCUGAGGUUCAACAGCUCCAUGGAUGACAUUGCAAUUAAAAGGGAUAAAAAUAAUAAAAAAAAAGAUGUUCAGAAGGUAUCGGUUUACAGUGAGCUCAAGUCUCCAGUUUGUGGAGAGUUGUUUGCUUUUAGACAGGAUGGUAUACUGCUCCCAGCAAAGCUGUGUAAACAUUUUCUACCAAGCCAGAAUGUUUUUCCUAGAGCUAUCUCAUGCAUACUGAAGUUCUUAGCUUCAGUUCAGAAGCGUAUUUUGCUAAAGAAUUCACAUAAGCAAAAAUUAAGCUCUAGGACCUGAUCCUAUAAAUCUCAUCAGUCAAAGGGAAGCAUAAAAGCAUAAAAGUUAUGCUGCUGUGGAGAUGAAAGCCAGAUACUACAUAGCAGGUCAAAGGCCAGACAAGACAGGCCAGAUGCAGAAGAAAGUAAGUUCAGCUUCAUAAUCACAUUUGUGGCGUUAUGUUUUGAGGGUUUUUUUUUUUUAAUACUAUGUAUAUAAAAUGCACUCAGAGUGCACCCUUUCCAGAAACUCAAACAGAGAUUUAUGUGUUUCAGCCGCUACUGAUCUAGUGUGACUGGACCAUUGUGAAAUAAAAAUGUUCAGGGUAAUCCAACUGAACGCAAUUUGUGUAACAAAAAAAAAAAAUUAAAGUAAUGUUUACAUCUGAAAAAGUUUGCAUAGUCAAGACUACUUGACCUGUUGUUAAACUUUAUGCUUCAGUGCUUUGCUGGGAAACACUGUCAGCUUUUUAGGCUGAAAGGCUCGAGGUCAGACUGGAAAGCUCCUAACCCUUCUCUGAUUUCCAUGGGGAAGAGCAGAGCUGAGGAUCAGACUUCAAGGUACAGGAAUGCAAACACUUGGGACUGUGCACAGCUCAGAGGGCUGACUGAGCCUGCCUCACAGGGCUCUGUGCUUGGCACACGCUGGUUUGUGUGGCUCCAUGCAGCACUGAAUACUGCAACCCCUCCAGCAGUGUGAUAACCAACCUGGGGAGAGCAUGUUGAGCGAUGUACCCACUUUCUGCACUGAGGUUUGGGGUUCACUUUGCAAGGCAUCACGAGCUUUUGGCUUUCAAAGAAUGAUGUUCAGCAGAAGCUACUCCUUGAUGAAAGGAGAAGGUCCCGAAUAUCUCCAGCCACUAGAAAGUUGGGAGGAAUCUGCUUCAGAUGUAUCUGCCAGAAAUAUCUGCUGUGCCUGGCUGGGUGUGCUCACGCCUGGCAGACGCGCAUGCGUAUGUCGCAAUAAUCAGAAGGAAAUGUUACUCAGCUCCGUUUUCCUGAGGGUCCGUGGCACAGAGGUAUCCAUGCUGUCCCACGGAGAGAGGCUUCGACAGAGACAGCAAGUGGGACUGAUCUCCUACAAUGGUUGAGAAGACGAGUUUGGAGCAUUUUCUAGGAACAGACCUGGCUGCUGUUACUGAGCAGAAAGAGCGACCGUGGUCUGAAGGCAGCACUGGAACAAGUGACAUCUGCAAAGGAGACUUGAGUCUUUCCUCGCUCUUUCUUCCGGCAGUCCAGGUACUGCCAAGCCUUUAUUGUGUGGACCUUUGCACUGUAAAUAGCUCUGUGAGGGAGCUCCUCCUAUAACCAUUUCCUCUCAUUAGUCUGCUCCAAAUACCCAUGAUCCCUGCCAAAGUAUGAAGGACGUCAGAGCCGGAUACAGGAUCAUUUCCAGUUUCUGUUUCCGUAUUGUGUUCAAAUUCUUCAGGCAGCUCAGAGCAGACCCUUGCCACAGACCCUUGCAAGCUCCACGGCUGGCAGGGGGCAGCUCUCAGCUAUGGGUGCUGUGUCUCUAGGGUAGAGUGCAGAGCAGAGACUUUGCUGGGAGGCAAGGGGUGUGUGUUGGAAAAGCUUUGAGGCCGUUUUUCUCUCAACCUGGUCAUCUGGCUGCUCUCCUUGACUUGCCUGCGCGCUGCCCCUGCCUCCAGCCCGAAUCUGCUCAGAAUUCAUCGGAGAGUUUGUGCUCGUUGGCGAAACGGAGGAGUCCCAGCAGCCAGCCACAGACAAAGGCAGAGCAAGCAGCCAAGCACUGAUCAGCUCUUCUGCACCUGUGUUUUCUCUGGAUUCAUCUGUCUGCUCCUGAAAUGGAGUACUCCUGGUAUUGGCUUGAUGAUUCUGAGCAGUGGAUUGAGUAUGGGAAAGAGCAUCCAGAUCACUGCUCUGCUAGCAUAACAUCUGAAUUUCUGGAGAAUGAAUAUUUAGCUGACAAGAAAGCUGUUAUUUUUUUCUCGGCUGGUUCUCAGCACUAUAAGAUAAACUUUGCAGACAUGGUCCAAACAAAUUUGGUCUUUAAAACACAAAGAAAGGUUAUUCGACUGCCAAAACAUCUGUUACCUGAAGGUGGACAAGACAGAAGCCAGAACAUGACUCUGUCUUGUUCUGUCUAUCCUCCACAAUGGGACCAGUCUGCACUACCUGACAUUGGGUUCAAGUUGAUACAGCUCAGCUUUGAUUCCCACGAAUAUGGAAAAAUCAAGAGGCUGUUUGAAAAGACGAUGAAAGAUUACUGCAUCAACCAACUUCAGAGGAUCCAGAACCCAACACUUUGGGAACUUUUUCAGUGGCAAAAAGAGAAGAUGAAGAAGGUCAAUAAAUCAAAAAGGGUGGAUGAGCGGCUCCUAUUCCAUGGGACAAAUCCAUCCCACGUGUCUGCCAUCUGUGAGCAGAACUUUGACUGGAGGCUCUGUGGGACUCAUGGGACAAUGUAUGGAAAAGGAAGCUACUUUGCCCGAGAUGCCAGCUAUUCUCACCAGUACUGUUCCGCUCGCAGUGGUCGCUACACCAUGUUUGUAGCUCAAGUUCUUGUUGGAGACUUUGUUCAGGGAAAUGCUGAAUACUGUCGCCCUCCAGCCCGAGCCAGCAAUUCAAACAGACUUUAUGACAGCUGUGUGGAUGACCUGAUAGACCCUUCCAUCUUUGUCAUCUUUGAGAAGCAACAAAUUUACCCUGCCUAUAUCUUGGAGUACAGCAUUGAGACCCAGUGUGUGGUCCUGUAAUGAAUGGUGGAAUCUCCUUUGAAUUCACGCUGAAUAAAUUACUCUUUAUUAAUUUUUUUUU
This is a messenger RNA of Neopelma chrysocephalum (saffron-crested tyrant-manakin), 3514 nucleotides long. Its product is annotated as poly [ADP-ribose] polymerase 12-like. NCBI's taxonomy places the organism in Eukaryota, Metazoa, Chordata, Aves, Passeriformes, Pipridae. Gene Ontology annotation, molecular function: NAD+ poly-ADP-ribosyltransferase activity. The transcript is spliced from 12 exons. Bases 2542 to 3453 code for a protein of 303 amino acids. The record is from RefSeq and is a predicted model, not a curated record.